Rhinocladiella mackenziei CBS 650.93 is the source of this 1134-nucleotide messenger RNA. RefSeq lists its product as uncharacterized. Gene Ontology annotation, molecular function: RNA polymerase II transcription regulatory region sequence-specific DNA binding; DNA-binding transcription factor activity, RNA polymerase II-specific. Gene Ontology annotation, cellular component: nucleus. The coding region runs from base 1 to 1134 and encodes 377 amino acids. The record is from RefSeq and is a predicted model, not a curated record. NCBI's taxonomy places the organism in Eukaryota, Fungi, Ascomycota, Eurotiomycetes, Chaetothyriales, Herpotrichiellaceae. The transcript has a single exon. Gene Ontology annotation, biological process: negative regulation of transcription by RNA polymerase II.
AUGAUCACUUGCGACUGUCAGCGAAAGAAAGAAGAAGUGAGAUGCAAUACCCGCGCCCAUGUCCCGGAACCUCCCGGGCGACAAACUUCGCUGAAAUGCGACGAUGAAUGUGCCAGGCUGGAGCGAAACCGAAAUCUGGCACGGGCCUUGCAUAUUUCGGAUGACCACGCUGAUGAUCAUGUCCCAUAUUCGACAACCACUUUGAAUAUGUAUCUGCAGGACGUGGCAUGGGCUCAUAAGCAGGAAGAAAUAUUGAGAUUAUUCGCAGCUGAUGAGACGCAAAAGAGAUAUCGAUUCAAACCGAUGAAGAGUCGACAGAGAGCAUUUCUCCACAGUAUCGCCGCCGAUUUUGGGUUUGAUGGAGAAAGUCUGGAUCCCGAACCCCAUCGACAUGUCCUCUUGUUCAAGACGCCUAAAUUCGUGUCGGCUCCCAUGAAGACGUUGGCGCAAGCGGCGAGGAUUAAGCGUUCUCAGUUAAAUGUGUCCGCCCCAAUCCUUUCGACACCCGAACGCCGAGCAGAUGAAGUCAGGCACGACUACAAUGGAUUAUUGUUGACCAAACCCAAGUUUGCCUUGACCGAAGAUGAACUGCGGCCGCUCAUCAAGAAGUCAGCACCCGCUCCAGAGUUUGACAUCAUUUUCCUAUCGAACGACGACGGUGUUGCGCUGCUUCCUUCUACGUCUUGGGAAACUUCUGAACAAUUGACCACGUUGCUCACGAGCCUGCAACCUAUAGUUGCGGGCGAGGUGAUCAAACACCAUCUAGCUGCGUCAGUGGUGCUUUGUCAGUUCGACACAUCUGGAUUCGAGCCUAAAGUCGUUCAACACCCAGGUAAACCGAGCCAUGCGGCGAUCAACGGAUGGUCCCAGGUAGCGGCGAAGAAGGCUGCACCUGCUCAGGCAUCUCAAAUCCAACCCAUGGGGCAGAGACCGGUUUUCACGGUGUUGGGAAGUCGGUUGGCGGAAGCAAAGAAAAAGAAGCAGGAGAAUGAGGAGAAAUUGAAGGUCAUGGCUCAAGAGCAAGAGGUCGUGGAGGAUUGGGAGAAAGAGAUUGAUCAAGAGGAAAGCAAUGAGGCCGAGAGGAGAAGGAGUCUGCUGAGUAUUGAGGGUGAAGGUGCGGAAAAAGAGGAAUGA